AUGCGAAUCUCAAAAGUUACCUGCGCGCUGGUCGCACUUCAGACAGUAGCUGCGCAUACUGUCUUCACAACACUUUACGUCGACGAUGUCAACCAGGGCGAUGGAACCUGUGUACGAAUGGGCAUGGGAGAACCAACUGCCCCAGUUAACGAUCUAACGAGCACCGAUAUGGCAUGUGGCCGCGAAGGAACCAAAGGCGUUGCGCGAGUCUGUCCAGUCAAGAAAGGAGCAAAGCUGAGCUUUGAAUUUCGAGUCUGGCCUGAUGCUUCGAAUCCAGGAGCUAUUGACCCUCAACAUAAGGGACCUUGCUCGGUUUACAUGAAGAAUGUAGCUUCUGCAAUCAAGGAUACUGCUGCCGGUGAUGGGUGGUUUAAGAUCUACGCGGAGGGAUAUGACGAGAGUACUUCGAAAUGGUGUACCGAUAAACUGAUCGCCAACAACGGGAUUCUGUCAGUCAAGAUUCCUGAGGAUCUCGCGGGUGGGAAUUAUUUGGUUCGCGCUGAGAUUCUCGCGCUUCAAGAGGCUGAUAAGGGGAAUCCUCAGUUCUAUCCGGGAUGUGCGCAGAUCUUCUUGGAGUCUUCUGCGACUACUCUACCUACUGAUACUGUUUCUAUUCCUGGAGCUGUCAAAAUCACUGACGCGUCUGCGACCUUCAACAUUUACGAACCUGAGAAGUUUCCGUUCCCGUAUCCGAUCCCUGGGCCAGCAGCGUACGUCCCCGGCACCUCACCUUCUAAGGAAGUCACUCCUGUGUCGAACCAAACCGAGGGUCUAUCACUACCCAACACCAUCCUCACCGUAGCGAACUGGAUGGGCGUCGAAGUUGCACCCUGGACAAAUUCUGAUGGUUGUGAUAAAUCCGUCGCAGGUUGCUGGGCACAAACAAAGACUUGUUACGACAAGGCACCACCUACUGGCGGCAAUCUUUGCAAGAUCUUUGAACAGAAAUGCGAUGCGCUGCGGGAGGCAUGUCCCAGUAAUAAGAUUCCUAAUGAGGGGAUGGAUCUUACGCCAAAGCCGAAGAAUAGGUUUGCGAUUCCGCCGGCUGCUAAUGGGGGUGAUGUCGUGUCGUCGCCUGCUUCAGCAUCAACUUCUCCAUCAUCAGUUGUGCCUUCCUCUGUGGUACCGAAGUCAUCUGCCAUCAACUCCGCAAAUGCAUCAUCGACAACCUCCACAGGACCACUCGAUCCAGCACCAACACCAUCACAAACACCGCCCUACGAGUCCACACCCGCGCCAGGAUCUGACGAAGAAUCCUACGACGAAGACGAAGACGAAGAAGAAGAGGAAGAAGUAAGCAUCAUCUAUAGACGUCACCACCCACGAGAAGUCUCCACAAUCAUGGUAGUCGAAACAUCAUACAGAAUAACUGGGACAGCAGCUGGGAAAACGCCGGCUGUUGUCACUGUUACUCCUGUUGUUACGUUGACUAGUUCUGUGGCACCGAUAAGAGUAACUCGUUUGCAUGGAAGUGCGAAGGUAUUUGCAGCUCCCUCUGUGGUGUUGGAGAGUCCGGCUGUUCAUCAAGAAGCGCUGAGUAGUGAGAUGGCGUCGACAAUGGGGGUGGAGAAGGGUCAAGCGACUCUGGCAUCUCCGUCUCCUACUCCUGAGACGGCAGUGCCUUCUCAAGUUAUGUCGACAUCGAGAUUGCAUGGAAGUACGAAGGUGAUCUCCGCUCCCGCUGUCUCGACGGUGAGGCCUGAGCUGCCUGUUCAUCAGGUUGCGCUGAGUAGCUCGAUGGUUUCGACGAUGGGGGUGGAUAAGGGUCAAGCGACUCUUGUGUCUCCUUCUCCUGAGGCAGUGCCUUCCCAGACUGUGCCGACUAGUCCAACAUCAGCAGUUGCAAGUUCAACUACUUCAUCUGCCACCACAAUCCCAAGUCCGGCUUCAGCAGUUGCAAGUUCAACUACUCGAUCCUCCACUUCGACCCUGACAAUCGUAACUACUCCUACCUUAACAAUCUUCAACACCCCCACCUUAACAAUGUUAAGCACUUCCACAGCAACCUCCUCCUCAUCUCAAACACUAACAACCACUAUCUCUGACUCACCCGCUAAGUUCAUCGCGUUGCAGGAAUCGAGUAACUUUAAUGUCUCAGAUGUGAAUGAGAAAAGACGGUUUAGAAGAAGUGGACGGUAUCAGAGACAUAUGCGUUUUCAUGGUGGGAAUGCUUAA
Glarea lozoyensis ATCC 20868 is the source of this 2175-nucleotide messenger RNA. RefSeq lists its product as uncharacterized. The record is from RefSeq and is a predicted model, not a curated record. NCBI's taxonomy places the organism in Eukaryota, Fungi, Ascomycota, Leotiomycetes, Helotiales, Helotiaceae. The transcript has a single exon. Bases 1 to 2175 code for a protein of 724 amino acids.